AUGCAAGCGGGGCUGGAAAAGGGUCUGAGGGUGGCGCUUGAGGGGUGGGAGGGGAGCCAGAAGAUCAUCGAACAAGCACUCUCGGAUAUCGAAUACGUACGGAAUCUCGAUGGAAAACUGGGGGAAUUGGUAAAGAUUGUUUAUGUGAAUUGUUUGUCUUUUACUCAUGCUGUUUCUGUUUGCGCGGCGGUUGUGGCGCUGAUUGCCGCGUGUUGUGUGAGGCAGCAUCGUGUUUGA
This is a messenger RNA of Botrytis porri, 237 nucleotides long. RefSeq lists its product as uncharacterized. The coding region runs from base 1 to 237 and encodes 78 amino acids. Lineage: Eukaryota; Fungi; Ascomycota; Leotiomycetes; Helotiales; Sclerotiniaceae. The transcript has 3 exons. The record is from RefSeq and is a predicted model, not a curated record.